Laetiporus sulphureus 93-53 is the source of this 638-nucleotide messenger RNA. RefSeq lists its product as uncharacterized. Bases 67 to 609 code for a protein of 180 amino acids. The transcript is spliced from 7 exons. The record is from RefSeq and is a predicted model, not a curated record. NCBI's taxonomy places the organism in Eukaryota, Fungi, Basidiomycota, Agaricomycetes, Polyporales, Laetiporaceae.
GCCACUUCUUGUCUUUUUCCUCCGACGUCUCUCGGAUCUAGAGUUGCGAAUUCCUUGACUUUGACGAUGGACCAGCUCACUUCAUCUCUUGCCCCUCCUCGUACGCCUCAGAAAUCUACCGUCGCAGGAACUCCGGGAGAGAGCGCUGGUAGCGUGACAAAACGUUUGAGCAGUGAACUUAUGACUCUAAUGAUGUCCUCGUCGCCUGGCAUUUCUGCAUUCCCUAAAUCUGAUGCUAAUCUGUUCGAAUGGGCCGGUACCAUUGAGGGCGCAGCAGGAACGGUCUACUCUGGUCUCACAUUCAAGAUCUCUAUCUCCUUCCCUCCAAGUUACCCAUACGCUGCACCGACCAUUAAAUUCGAUACGCCUUGCUUCCACCCUAACGUUGACAUCAAUGGCGGCUCCAUCUGUCUAGACAUCUUGCAGGACAAAUGGUCGGCGGUCUACAGCGUGCAAACGAUCCUGCUGUCGCUUCAAUCGCUUCUUGGAGAGCCGAACAAUGCCUCACCUCUGAACCCAGAUGCCGCCAACUUGUGGGACAAGCCAGAAGAAUUCAAGGCGCAGCUCAUGAGAACCUACCGGCCCAUCAACGACGACCCUAUUGCAUGAACCUACCAUUGUAUUCGCAGCUCGCCAUC